AUGCGCUUCUUCUCUACUCUUUCGCUCUCAGCGCUUCUUACUCUCGGCAAUGCUGCUGCCAUUGCCAAAGAUGCCAAGACCACCGUGCUACCUGACACUGAUUACGAUGCUGUCGUUAUCGGAGGUGGGCCUGCUGGUCUUUCUGCUCUGAGCGGUCUUGCUCGUGUGCGUCGAAAUGUUCUUCUUCUUGACAACGGUCUAUAUAGGAAUGGACCUACGAGGCACAUGCACGAUGUCAUUGGCUUUGAUGGCGUCCAACCUGCGUACUACCGCUACGAAGCGCGCAGACUCCUCUCGUACUACGACACUGUCAAGAUGGAGAACGCCACUGUGACAGAUAUCGAGAACAAGGGCAAGAAUGGCAAUUUCACUCAAUUCUCCCUGUCCGUUGACUACCCCGGUCAACCUACCAAGAAGAUCACAGCCCGCAAGAUCGUUCUCGCAACCGGUCUCCAGGACAUUCUUCCCUCCACCCCCGGCGUUGCUGAGAACUGGGGCAAGGGUAUCUUCUGGUGUCCCUGGUGCGAUGGUCACGAGCAUGAAGAUCAACCCCUAGGUCUCCUUGCCCCUCUUAACAAGAUCGCUGGCCUGGUCAGAGAAAUGGCUACGCUCAACAGAGAUGUGUAUGCCUUUGUCAACGGAACAGACAACAGCACUACACAAGCUCUUGCAACCAAAGACCUUCCCCAGUGGAAACAAUAUCUCCAGCUUCACAACGUCACAGUCGACAAUCGAACUAUCAGCGAAAUCAAGCGCAUCAAGAGCGGCGACACACACGACGCCGAUCCCAGCCUUCCCUCAGUUCCCGAAUUCGAUCUCUUCAGAGUUGAGUUCACAGAGGGUAAGCCCGUUGAGCGCGCUGCGUUCCUGACCAGCUUCGCUGACGAGCAGCGCUCUGAUGUUGGCGAGAAGGCUGGUGUUGAACUCGUCGGUGGAAGACUUCAGGCGAACGCUUCCGCGGGUCUUAUCACCAACGUUCCCGGUAUUUACGCUAUUGGCGAUGCUAACACAGAUGGUACUACCAAUGUUCCGCACGCUCUGUUCACCGGCAAAAGGGCUGCCGUAUUCUUGCAUGUGCAACUUGAAAGGGAAGCUCAAGCGGUUGAACUUGCUGGCGUGUCAAAGCGAGAUGAGCUCCAAGAGAGGGAUGUGUGGGAGAUCAUGAACGAGAAGCGAGGCGAGAUCCUUUACGCUGGAGAGUUUGAGCAAUAA
Molecule: messenger RNA, 1212 nt
Organism: Fusarium coffeatum
Lineage: Eukaryota; Fungi; Ascomycota; Sordariomycetes; Hypocreales; Nectriaceae
Exons: 3
Coding region: 1-1212 (403 amino acids)
Molecular function (GO): oxidoreductase activity
Source: RefSeq, a predicted model, not a curated record